GAUGAAAGACGUGCACAGGAUUGUAAAGUUCAUGCGCAACAAACAAAAAGCGCUUGCACUUCACAAAGUAAUGAAGAAGGCGCUGGUGCUCAGGCGACCGAUGGAGACACAUUUCGGGACAGCAUACAUGAUGUUGGAGAGGCUAUACGAGCAGAGGGAGGUCUUGGACACAUUGGUGUCGUCGGAGAGGUGGGCUAGGGUGCGAUGGGUCGGGGAUGCUCGAGAGCGGAUGCCUCAUGUCCGCAGGCUUUGCAGGGAUGAUGGCUUUUGGAGUGGCGUGAGGACGGUGAUGGAUGUCAUGGGUCCCGUUUACGCGUUCCUCAGGGAUCUUGACAAGGAUGGCUCAUCAGCCACUGGCCUGUGGGAUUUGGAGGUCAUCCUCCAGCAAAGACUUCAUUCACUACAGUUGUCGGACUUUGACAGGGACGCGGUGAUGACUAUCGUGAGGGAUCGGUGCGCGAUGAUGCGGCAGCCUGCUCAUGCAGCUGCUUACCUGUUGGAUUCGCGGCGGCGCGGCAUUUCAUUGCUUGAGGACGGUAGCAGGCCUGUUGUGCAGUCAGCGCUAGAGCACUUUGCUCGUGUUGUCGGAGGGUGGGACACGAAGGCCAUGGAGGAUUUGUGGGGCCCUGUGGACUUUUCACAGCGACGACCUCCGAUAUUGGCCAAAGGCUGCUCAACACUGGUGGGACCAGUUCGCUACCACCGACGCGAAGAGAUGCAUCCCUCGACGUGGUGGGGUCUUCACGGUGGCCAGCAGCCCAUUUUGCAGAGCAUUCCGUGGGCAGUGGUGGGCAUGUGGUCCACGGCCAGUCCUUAAAGUACUUACCACACUGGACGUAGGGGCAGACCACAACGACAGUAUAAGGUGAGAUUUGCAUACCAGGAUCCUAGUGAAGAUCGCUGGUUCACAAAAGAAGAACUGUUAGAAUCUGCACCUCAUAUUGUGUCUGCAUACGAAAAUGCAAAGAGAGGAAUUCAUAUCCUUGAUAGGUAAAUGAUUCUCAGAGAACUUCGAAUUUAGGCCGGCGAGAGUAAAAGGGCCUUUACCCG
Chara braunii is the source of this 1050-nucleotide messenger RNA. Lineage: Eukaryota; Viridiplantae; Streptophyta; Charophyceae; Charales; Characeae. The record is from the annotation of a GenBank genome assembly.